This is a messenger RNA of Monodelphis domestica (gray short-tailed opossum), 3367 nucleotides long. It is a transcript of the gene HACL1, whose product is annotated as 2-hydroxyacyl-CoA lyase 1. NCBI's taxonomy places the organism in Eukaryota, Metazoa, Chordata, Mammalia, Didelphimorphia, Didelphidae. The record is from RefSeq and is a predicted model, not a curated record. Gene Ontology annotation, molecular function: catalytic activity; magnesium ion binding; thiamine pyrophosphate binding. Gene Ontology annotation, cellular component: peroxisome. Gene Ontology annotation, biological process: fatty acid alpha-oxidation.
GGCUCGCAUUCCCUUGGCUGGGGCUGUAGGUCGCUGAGGCGAGAUGGCUUCGAACGGGGCAGCUCCUGGAGCAGGCGAGGUCCAAGGGACGCUGUCGGGCGCCGAGGUCAUUGCCCAGUCGCUGAAGAACCAGAAUGUGGAGUACAUGUUUGGCAUCGUGGGCAUCCCCGUGACCGAGAUCGCCGUGGCCGCGCAGGCUGUAGGCAUCAAGUACAUCGGCAUGAGGAACGAGCAGGCGGCUUCUUACGCUGCCUCCGCUGUUGGAUACCUGACAGGCAGGCCAGGCGUUUGCCUUGUGGUUUCUGGGCCAGGUCUCGUCCAUGCGCUGGCUGGGAUGGCAAAUGCAAACAUGAACUGUUGGCCUCUGCUUGUUGUUGGUGGUUCUUCUGACACUAAUCAAGAAAUGAUGGGAGCCUUUCAGGAGUUUCCUCAGGUCGAAGCUUGUAGGUUAUACAGCAAACUGUCUGCCAGGCCAAGCAGCAUAGAAGCUAUUCCUUUUGUGAUUGAAAAGGCUGUGAGAACCAGUAUUUAUGGUCGACCAGGUGCCUGCUAUGUUGACAUACCUGGAGACUUUGUGAACUUACAGGUGAAUGCCAGCUCUAUAAAGCAUGUGGAGUGCUGCGGGCCACCCCCGAUCCCCGUGGCGGAUCCUGCUGCCGUGGCCGCGGCAGCCUCCAUCAUCCAGAAGGCCAGGCAGCCCCUGCUCAUCAUUGGAAAAGGCGCUGCGUAUGCCCAGGCUGAAGAGAACAUCAGGACGUUGGUAGAGCAGUGCGGGCUGCCGUUUUUGCCCACCCCCAUGGGCAAAGGGGUUGUUCCUGACGAUCACCCCAACUGUGUGGCUGCAGCCAGAUCUAGGGCUUUGCAACAUGCUGAUGUAAUCAUAUUACUUGGUGCCAGGUUAAACUGGAUUUUGCAUUUUGGACUCCCUCCAAGAUACCGAGUUAAUGUGCAGAUAAUCCAGGUUGAUAUCUGUGCAGAAGAGCUGGGGAAUAAUGUUAAGCCUGCCGUGGCUCUGUUAGGUGAUAUAAAUGCUGUCACUGCCCAGCUUUUAGAGCAAUUCAACCAAAGGCCAUGGCAAUAUUCUUCUGAUACUGAAUGGUGGAAGGUACUGAGAGAACGAAUGAAGAGCAAUGAAGAUGCAUCUAAGGAAUUAGCAUCACAAAAAUCCUUGCCUAUGAAUUAUUACACAGUAUUCCACCACAUCCAAAGACAGCUCCCAAGAAACUGUAUUAUAGUAAGUGAAGGAGCAAAUACUAUGGACAUUGGACGGACUGUGCUUCAAAACUACCUUCCUCGUCAUAGACUGGAUGCUGGCACAUUUGGGACAAUGGGAGUUGGUUUGGGCUUUGCUAUUGCUGCUGCAGUGGUGGCUAAAGAUAGAAAUCCAGAAAAACGUGUGGUCUGUGUGGAAGGAGACAGUGCUUUUGGAUUCUCAGGCAUGGAGGUGGAAACUAUCUGCAGGCAUAAUUUGCCAAUCCUUCUCAUUGUGGUGAAUAAUAAUGGAAUUUAUCAAGGCUUUGAUGCAGAUACCUGGAAGGAGAUAACACAACUUGGAGACGUUUCCCAAGUAGGGCCUCCAGUUUCUCUCCUGCCAAAUUCCCAUUAUGAGCAGGUGAUGACUGCUUUCGGAGGCAAAGGCUAUUUUGUGCAGACGCCAGGAGAGCUGCAGGAUGCUCUGACCAGAAGCUUAGCCGAGAAAGCAACACCAUCUCUCAUCAACGUCAUGAUUGAGCCUCAGGCUGCUCGGAAGAAGCAGGACUUUCACUGGCUCACCCGCUCUCACAUGUGACUGCAACCCCAGGCCAGAGGAGCCCAGCAGCGCCACGGCCGCCGCUCCAGCUGUGCCCGGCGAAGGGAGAGCUGUCAGAGCCAAACCUAGAGAAGGUUCGUGACGUUUCUGCGGGGAUUAUUCGGUGGGGAAGCUAGAAGAUGCCGGAAUCUUGUCGGUCGUGGCAUGAUGAGCUUUUUGGUUUGUAUGCAAUGAACUAAGCGCCGUCCAUACCCAGGAAAAAGCUUUUGAAAACUCAGCCUCUACUUCCAAAGGCUUACCAGCCCGCGAGGAGAAAAACACGCCAACAGCCAGGUACAAACAAGGCAGAGACGAAUACAUUGGGGCAGCUACAAGCCUCAAGGCUGGGACAUCUGAAUGCAAAUCUGGUCUCAGGCUCUUGUCAACCAUGUGACUGAGCAAUCCCUUUCACCUGUCUGCCUCACUUUCCUCAACUGUAAAAUGAUCAUAAUAGGGGGCAACUGGGCUCAGUGGAUGGAGAGCCAGGCCUAGAGAUAGGAAGUCCUGGGUUCAAAUCUGGCCUCAGACACUUCCCGGCUGUGUGACCCGGGGCAAGUCCAAUACACAGUGUUGAUUCUAAAUUGGAAGGUGAGGGUUUAAAGAAAAUGAUACUGAUAGUACCUGCCUCCCAGGGGGGCUGUGAGGGUCAAAUGAGAUAAUAACUGUAAAGUGCUUAGCACAGUGCCUGGCACACUUGCAAGCCCCAUAUCCAUGUAGUUGUUUUUAUUAUUAUGAUCUCGGGGAAAGCCUGUUGUAUAACAAUGAACUAUUGUAUAAAACUACAGAAUCUUCAAAUGCAUCAUUCCAGAUCUUUGCUCCUGUGUGUACAUGAAUCCGUGUUGCUGUGCAGAUCGUGAAUCUUAAAAAUUCUCAGACCCUACUUCAUAAGAUUUGGUUAAGACCAUUCCCCAUUUAAACAAUGAAGGUACUUGAUCAGGAAGGUGAGACCUCUACUCCACCCCUACUUAAGCAUGCCCUAGGGGAAGAUAAAGUUGUAAACUCCUUGCUGAACAAUGAAAAGUACUUAAACCCAUACUUAUAGUAAGACAAAAGCUCUUAAGCUAAGUCUAUCUUUAGAUCUAAUACAAAGGGGUGCUAAGUACCUAUAAAGGUCAGGCAACUUGUGAACUUACAAGGAGCAAAGAGGUGAGAACUUACUCAGAGAUUCUAGUCUACUCAAGUGUGAAUUACUCAAAAGUUAGUCUAUUCAGGUAUGAAUUAAGAAUGGUCUGUCCUUUGGAAAACGCCUACUGUGAUUGGUAGAUGUGAGAACUUAGGGGAGGUGACAUGGGAGAAAAUUCCCUUUAAAAGGAGGUCAAAAAGAGGUCUCGGGAUUCAUCGGGGAAAAGCUGAAUUGGAAGAGGCAGCUGGCCACUUGAAGGACUCUCUCGGGUCUCUCUGAACACUAGAAUCUAGCUUGGGACAAAUCUUGUGGUGAGUGGAUUGAAGACUGACUGAUUUCUCUCUCUCUCUUAAGCCUGGCCUAAGCUGGCCUACCCUUUUUUCUCAUUAUUCCCUUUUUCUCUCUCUCUUUCUUUAAUUCCUCAUUUGUAUUAAUUAAAAUCUCUAUAAAACCCA